Messenger RNA from Nycticebus coucang (slow loris), 2177 nucleotides. RefSeq names its product ankyrin repeat domain-containing protein 36B-like. The transcript is spliced from 29 exons. Bases 33 to 2177 code for a protein of 714 amino acids. The record is from RefSeq and is a predicted model, not a curated record. Gene Ontology annotation, molecular function: protein binding. Lineage: Eukaryota; Metazoa; Chordata; Mammalia; Primates; Lorisidae.
AACUCCUUGAACAUGGUGCCGCUACAGAGAUAAUGAACAAGAAAGACACCACACCACUCUUCCUUGCUCUGAAGGAAACCCAUUCAGAUGUGGCGGAACUUUUAAUUAAGCAUAAGGCAAAUAUACAUCUAGUUGAUGGAUGUAGGAGAACAGCGCUCAUGCUUGCUGUACUUUGUAAUUCGGAAAGCUUAGUGGAUCUUCUUUUGGAGCAGAAUAUUAAUGUCUUUGCGGAAGAUUUAUUUGGACGGACUAUAGAUAAUUUUCUUCUUCCUGACUCUGAAAGCAUUCAACAGAAAAUUUUGGAAUACAAGGCAAAAAUUAAACCUAUAACUCCUGCACAAGCAAGAGCAACUUUGGUUAAGGAAAGGCGUUCUGUUUGUCAAAAAGAAGAAAUGGCUGAAAACCAUUUUUCCACCUUCACUUUAGUCCAGCCAUUCAUACCAGGUCCUCGAAUGGCCUUUGUCAACCAUUGUGAUACAGAGGAAGGAGCAAGAGAGUCAGAAGUUGGAGACAAUACCAACACGAUUGGUAUUGUUGAAAGUGCUACACAAAAGCAAAUAGAUUUGACGUGUACCCUUGCAAUAUGCACCAUAGAUAAAAUCUCUGUACUGUUAUCAGGACACGACAAACGAAAAGAACCAAGUUUGUAUUUGGAGAGUAUUUCAGAGACUCUUUCAGAGAAGGAUCUUAGUCAUUCAUCUCAGGAUGCCAAUCAAGAAGAAAAAAACAGAGUAAAUGCACAAGUAGAAGUGCAUGUUAAGACACAACCUCAGUAUCAGCUCACUGUGCGCGAUGCUGACAUAAAACCUCCUACUCCAAAAAAAGGAGUACAAAGGAUUAAAGUUAAACCAGCUGCAACAGUAUACAACUUUGUUACGUCAGAAGAAGAGGAAGAAGAGCCUGAAGGAGUUGAAAAUGACCAGCCACAGGAAGGAGCAAGAGAGUCAGAAGUUGAAGACAAUACCAACACGAUUGGUAUUGUUGAAAGUGCUACACAAAAGGAAACAAAUGAAGUCUCUGUACUGUUAUCAAGACAAGACAGACCAAAAGAACCAAGUUUGUAUUUGGAGAAUAUCUCAGAGAGUCUUUCAGAGAAGGAUCUUAGUUAUUCAUCUCAGGAUGCCAAUCAAGAAGAGAAAAACAGAGUAAAUGCACAAGUAGAAGUGCAUGUUAAGACACAACCUCAGUAUCAGCUUACUGUGCGUGAUGUUGAUAUAAAACCUCCUAUUCCAAAAAAAGGAGUACAAAGGAUUAAAGUUAAACCAGCUGCAACAGUAUACAACUUUGUUACAUCAGAAGAAGAGGAAGAAGAGCCUAAAGGAGAUGAAAAUGACAAGCCACAGAGUCAUUCUUCUGGGACUGGCAAUUCAAAUGGAACCAAGACAGUACCAGAACAAGUAAAUGGGGAUUCUAACAUAGAACCUCAGUUUCAGUUCACUGUAAGUACCUGUGACACAGAAGCUGUUACUCCAGAUAAAGGAGUAGAAACAAUUAAAGUGCAAGAAGCCACGACAGUACUAAAGUCGGUAUCCAUAUCAAAGGAAGAGCAAGAAGAGCUUAAAGGAAGUGAAAAUAACCACCCACAGAAAGCAGAACCUGGGGUCACCAUCUUCAUCAUGAUUUUUAUUUUCAUUACUAUAAUGUGUAGAGAAGAAAACGUACAAAAUUUAUCAGAGAAUCUUACCAAGGAGGAUCUUGGUUGUUCUUCUGGGAGUGGCAAUUCAAAUGAAACCAAGACAGUACCCAAACAAGUAAAGGGGUCUUUUAAGAAACAUCCAUUGAAGGCUAUUCAGAGCACUAUUAACAUGACAGUUUCCAGUCUGAAGAAAGCAGUAGGAAGGAAGAAUGUGAAAAUAUCCAGGUCAGCAAAACAAGACUUUAUGGUAAUAUCAGAGGAAAAAGAAGAAAAGCAGGAUGGAAGCAAAAAUAAUCAUCCACAGAGCAUCUCACAGAAUCGUAAAAAGAAGGAUCUUGGGUAUUCAUCUGAGCCUUCUAAUCAAAAAGGAAAAAAUACAGUGAAUGAACAAGUCGAAGGCAUCCAGGCUCCUGGCAAAGGGUUAACUGUGCAUUCAGAUUUUCAGGGAAAAUAUUUGAUUGAUUUUAUGACCAGUCGUAUGGCACCUGAGCUCACAGGUGGGAACUCCCGGGAAGAAGAAGACAGGGAGGAAGUACAUUAA